Molecule: messenger RNA, 1456 nt
Organism: Haliotis rubra (blacklip abalone)
Lineage: Eukaryota; Metazoa; Mollusca; Gastropoda; Lepetellida; Haliotidae
Product: coiled-coil domain-containing protein 180-like
Exons: 10
Coding region: 203-1345 (380 amino acids)
Source: RefSeq, a predicted model, not a curated record
CAGCGGAAGUGUCAAUAUGGCGCCGAUAAUUUGUAAACAUGAAAUGAUGCUAUAGAUGCAGGUUCUCGUUGGCGUCUUAGACACGUGUUCUUAAGUAAUUGUUAGUGAUGUGAAUUAUUAAAAUAUAUUAGGGGCUAAUUAAAAAUAUAGGUAUUAAACGGUCCCAAACUCUUAUCGGCUGUAGUCGGAGAUACUAAACAAGAUGCCGACUGAUCUGAAGAUGGCAGAAACUAGAGCAAUUCGCGUUGUGCCAAGCGGAAAGGUUUACCGUCAGAUGUUUGAUGCUCAGGUACAACUUAACAAGAGUCUGAGCAGUGUUCAGAGGAAAGAGCGUAUACCGCAUCCCCCGAGAGAGGGCACAGGAAUCCCUACAGUGCACUUGAGUCGUGAUGAAACACAACACGGUAUACUUGCAGAUCGACAGAAGACCUGGGUGGAGAGCUUCCCAAAUGAUCCACAUAUGGAAAACCCUGUUCUUUACAAACAAUUCACAGAGUUUGUAAAUGCUCGCCGUAAGGAAACAGAUGGAAGCUUGGCCAGUAAAGAAGUCCGAGGAUUACCAGAUGUUGUCGUGCCAGCGAAGGAGGAGUCUGACAUCAUUGAAAGAAUAUCAGCCAGCAGGAAGGAGAGACAUGAAGCAGCUGUGGAGGACAUGCGCCAGGAGCUGAGCGUCAUCAGCGCUGAGCUGGAGCCUCGUGUCCUUGAGCUGAGUGACAUAACCUUGGCCAGACUGGAAGAGGAUGAUGGAGAAGUUGCCAAACUGUUAGCUACUAUUGAGAAGGAUGAGGAUUUAAAACUCUUCAGCCUGGAGGACCUGUUCAAGCUGUGGGAAGAUGUCCAGCAUCACACCCCAGUCAGACAGACCUGGAUCACGGAGCUUGACCACAUGCUGCAGAAGAUAGAGGAUGACAGGAUGGACAUGAUUCAGAGUGUGUUCCAGUCAUAUUCCAAGAGUCUGGAAAAAAUAGCUCACCUAAUGUCCCCAGACCUGCAGAGGUUUCUGGACAAGGAAUCACAGACGAUCAACCAGACCAUGCUGAGCAACAAGCGAGCAUAUGCAGAUCUGAAUGUCCGUCUCCUUUCUUCCGACAUUGAGCGAGAGAAGAUGCAACAUUCAACAUGGCGGAGACGUGUUGAGGACUGGAAGAGGCUCAACAUUGAUCUUGCUGUCGCCAAAUUUCAUUUUCCAGAGACGAUUGACAGAGACACCUGGAGACUUUCUGAAUACAACCACAUCCUACAAAAUCUGGAGGAGGACUUGGCAGAAGCAAAUGACGAAGAAGAGGAGGAGGAGGAUGAUAAAGAAGAGGAAGAAGAAGAGACAAACUUUGAAACAGAGAACUAGGAGAAAUAUAUAUCCAGCCCUUGUGAUAGUUGUACUCUUCACCACAGAUGUUGUAGAAUAAAUUAGAUUCCCAAAUGUCUUUGUGUUCUUUCUUACUGCAAAAUACAUCGU